AUCUUUACUUGUAAUACUAGAUUCUGUAACAUCAUGGACGAAGAAAUACGUACUCUAUGGUGUGGAAAUUUAAGCGAGAAAGUAACAGAAGAAAUUUUAUAUGAGUUAUUCUUACAGGGUGGGCCUGUACAAAGAGUUAGUAUUCCUAGAGAUCGUGAUGGCAAGCAAAGAACAUAUGGAUUUGUAAUAUAUAAACAUAUUGAUUCUGUAUCAUAUGCUUUAAAACUGUUUGAUGGUACAAUGUUAUUCAAUCGUUCUAUUUGCAUAAGCACGAGGAACAACACAGAUUUACCUCAGAAAACAAACUCACAGGAUCAGAUUUAUGAUGUAAACCAUCUGCUUCAGUUAGGCCAACAGAUGAAAGUAGAUAUAUUUGGAACAAGUAUGUUGCCAAGUUCCUCAGGUCUUCAUUGUAAGCAACUAGACGUUCACUCUUAUAACGAUGAUAGAAGAUCCAGGAGAGCACAUCCUUAUCAGAGAGAACAAAAUAAAAAUAACCAUCAUAAGGAUCAGAGGUCUAGAAACACUCGUGAUGGUCAUAGAUUGAGCGCCUAUUCUAGACGCGACUAUAAAAAUAAUAGACGUAAUUAUUAUUGA
This is a messenger RNA of Dufourea novaeangliae, 597 nucleotides long. RefSeq names its product RNA-binding protein 7. Gene Ontology annotation, biological process: regulation of alternative mRNA splicing, via spliceosome. Gene Ontology annotation, molecular function: single-stranded RNA binding. Gene Ontology annotation, cellular component: nucleus. NCBI's taxonomy places the organism in Eukaryota, Metazoa, Arthropoda, Insecta, Hymenoptera, Halictidae. The coding region runs from base 34 to 597 and encodes 187 amino acids. The record is from RefSeq and is a predicted model, not a curated record. The transcript has 2 exons.